Molecule: messenger RNA, 1389 nt
Organism: Saccharomycodes ludwigii
Lineage: Eukaryota; Fungi; Ascomycota; Saccharomycetes; Saccharomycodales; Saccharomycodaceae
Exons: 1
Coding region: 1-1389 (462 amino acids)
Biological process (GO): proteolysis
Molecular function (GO): serine-type endopeptidase activity
Source: RefSeq, a predicted model, not a curated record
AUGAGACUUUUUAAUUCACAAUAUAAUACUGCCUCCUUUAUUUACAACAUUCGUCCUAAAAAAAAUUAUAGCUAUAAAAAUAAUAGCAACAAUUUAUUACUAAUAUUCUCUUCAGUCUUAUUAAUACUAUUUACAUCUUUGAUCGACAAAAUAGAAGCAACAGAAGAAAAUGUGAAUUUGGGUGAAUUCUUUAUCGAAUUGAAUGACAAUUAUACAUUACAAGAAUUUUUUACUAAAUAUUAUCAAGACAAUAACGACAAUUUAUUAUUGCACGAUGUAAUAUCCAAGAGUGAAAAAUUUAAUGGCAUAGAUUUACCAAAUGAUAAUGAAUUACAGCUUAUUUCUUUGAAUGAUGAUUAUGACGAACUCAGUAGUGAUGAUAAUAGUAAAUUAAAUAGUCCUGGUAUGAAAAUCAUAUAUGGUAGAUACCCUAUCGACACUUUGAAACAAUUUUAUUAUGAUGUGAACAUCAAAUCUGUUACCCUAAACAGAAAUUUAGAUUUAGCUGAAUAUAUACAUCAGCCAAACGCACCAAAUCAUUUAAAUGCAAUCACCGGCAGUAAUAACAAUGAAUUUGUUUAUGAUUCCAUGGCUGGGAUUGGUGUAGACGUUUAUAUCUUAGAUAAUGGGAUCGAAUUAGGCUAUAUUGUUGACGAUUCACUAUUUACUCGGGUACAUAAAAUGUUGGAUUAUACUCAAACAACUGCCAGUGCUGGUAACAAUAACCAUGGUACCUUUAUUGCUAACUUGGUUGGAUCUGAAUUUCUAGGUAUUGCCAAAAAAGCCAAUAUAUACGAUUGCAAAAUAGUCGAUGAUGGGAACACCAACAUUUUUAAAUUAUUUUAUAGUUUGAAAGCAAUUGUUAAACAAGCUAAAAUCACUAAAAGACCAAGUAUAAUUGUUAUUCCAUUGAUUACAAAAAGGUCUAGCUUAAUUAAUAAUUUUGUAUCUGAAAUAAUUCAUAAAUAUGACAUCCCAAUUGUAGUACCAGCUGGGAAUGAUGGCAAAGAUUCUUGUUUGUUUUCCCCGGCAGGUGCAUAUGGUACGUUAAAUGUAGGAUCUAUCACUACUAACACGGAUAAGAGUGCUUCUGUUUUCGAGAUUAGUAAAUUUAGUAAUUAUGGAAACUGUGUAGAUUUGUAUACAUUUGGAGAAAGGAUAUUGGUUAGCCAUACAAGCAGUAGUAAUAAGAGUAAUGAUAUAGUAAAAAGUGGUACUUCUUUAACUAGUGGAAUUGCAGCUGGUCUACUAGCUUAUCAUAUGUCUAGGGGAUUAUCAUCUAAAGAAGCUAUUGAUAUAAUGCUAAAGGAUAGUUUAUCUGUGCAACAACCAGGUGUAGCAUUUGGUAAUGGCAAUGAUAUUAUUAAAGUUAUUAAGUUAGGAAAUUGA